This is a messenger RNA of Solanum dulcamara, 664 nucleotides long. RefSeq lists its product as uncharacterized. Lineage: Eukaryota; Viridiplantae; Streptophyta; Magnoliopsida; Solanales; Solanaceae. The transcript is spliced from 2 exons. Gene Ontology annotation, molecular function: nucleoside triphosphate diphosphatase activity. The coding region runs from base 75 to 530 and encodes 151 amino acids. Gene Ontology annotation, biological process: nucleoside triphosphate catabolic process. The record is from RefSeq and is a predicted model, not a curated record.
AGAAAAGCUCAAAUAAUAAGCAUAAAGAGUCGGCGCAGUUUCAAAAUUUUAUGUAAUCACAAAAGAAGAAGAAGAUGAAGGGAAUGAUGGAUAAUGAAGAAGAAGGAAGAAAAAGGGUGGUGAGUCUCGAAGAGCUGAAGAAAAAAAUGGCUGAAUUUGCUAAAGAAAGAGAGUGGGAUCAGUUUCAUACUCCAAGAAAUCUUCUUUUAGCAAUGGUUGGUGAAGUGGGAGAAUUGUCUGAAAUUUUUCAGUGGAAAGGUGAGGUUCCAAGAGGGCUACCAGAUUGGGAAGAAAAAGAGAAGCAGCAUUUAGGUGAAGAGCUCUCAGAUGUAUUGCUUUAUCUUGUCAGGCUUUCAGAUAUUUGUGGCAUUGAUCUUGGUAAUGCUGCACUCAGAAAACUGGAGCUAAAUGCCAUUAAAUACCCUGUUAACCUUUGCAAAGGUUCAUCAAAAAAGCUUACUCUUUUGAGCAAAAGUACUACAACAACCACCUCCAGCAGUGAAAAUGGUGUGACUAAUGAUGGUGAAUGAUCUUUUAUUUGAUUUAGUAGGGUCUAUUUAUAGUUCUUAGACUUGCUAUGACAUCUAAUAGUCUUUGUGCUUAAAGGGGAUGUCAACAUAUAGUGUUGAUUUGAAGUCAAUUAAUUUCUGCCCUUUCUGGAUUA